CAAUGUAUGUUAUUCAUCAAGUUUUAUACCAGGAACAUUACUAGAGUUUGAACCAAGGAAACGGCUUGAGACAGCAGCAUGAAUUGCAUAGUGAUAGUGUCUUUUAUUCUCAUACAGAUAAUGAAACUUGAGAUGAAUAUCAUUAUAUGAUUCUCUUGUUUUUACAACAAAAGCUAAUAAUCAAAAUUGUUUUGAUAAUGGCACCAGUGUGGCUCAUGAAUGCCUGACUUGCAGUCCUGCUGAUGUUAGUAGUUGCUGAGGCUUCCUGCUUCUUGCAUCAGACUGAUGAGUCACUGGUGGGACGGACAACUGGAGCAGGAAGCAUUGUUGUUAUUGUUUUGGACUAAAUGCCUUGCAGAGAGGAGGUAUUGCAAGGUGUUUCCAGUCAUUUCCACUGCAGGUAUGGAUCUGGAGGAGCAAGAAAACGAGCUACUUGCUAUUCAUAGCAUUCUGAGUUCAGAGGAGUUUGUCCGGCACGGACUUAGGACUGCCGGGGAAAUAAGAGUGUUGACUGAACUGCCCUCUGGCUUCCUGGUGGCACUCGGAGAAGACAGUACGACAGUGAAUCAGAUUUCCCAAGAACAUGUGUCAUGUUUGCUUUGUCAAAGGUGACACCCUGACGCAGCACGAGAUAUCAUUCCUUCCAGCGUUGCAUCUGGCCUUUGAGUUCCCGGAGGAUUAUCCCUCCUCAUCCCCUCCCUCCUUCACUCUCUGCUGUAUCUGGCUGACACACAAACAGCUUGCUUCUUUGGGUGCUCACCUCAUUGAUCUCUAUCAAGCCACUGGAGGUGACGUGGUGCUCUUCUCCUGGGUACAGUUUCUAAGGGAGGAUACUCUCGGAUUCCUCAACAUCCGUUCUCUGCUGGAACUCCCCAAUGAACGCAGCAGCCCGUACAACGGCGAGGACACAAUUUCCGCCUCCAUCCCGGAAACCAAUCAAAUCCCCCUCACCUCAGGGUCCAAAGACGCUGAACGUUGUCACCUUUCAGAUAAUUUGAUGGACAGUAGUCAUGAAGACUCUCGAGGAGCCGUAGCCCCCGAGUCCUGCAAAUCCCGGAAGGAUUCUUCCAUCCCACUUGGUGAAGAAGAAGCAAGUGGAAAAGGAGCUGGAAACGCUUCUGCUUCCGACCAACCAGUCUUUGAUCUCUCCCUGACUCCAGCACAAGCUCUUAUGUCUGAGAUAUUGGUCCACGAUGCAGCUCAGACACACAAGGUUUUCCAAAGCACAGUUUUUGAUUGCUCAGUGUGUUUUCUGAGCUACCUGGGUUCCGAGUGUGUACGGAUACAAGAGUGUGGCCAUGUCUUCUGCCAGGCCUGUCUGGCUGAGUUCUGUAAGCUCCAGAUAACAGAGGGAAAUGUCCUUGGCGUCACCUGCGCUCAGGCAGGCUGCAAAGCUUUCCCCACACCUGACCAGGUGGAGAGUCUGGUGGGGGAGGAACUGUUUAGACGCUAUGACCGACUUCUUCUGCAGUCUACUCUGGACUGUAUGGCAGAUGUCAUUUACUGUCCACGGACCACCUGUGGAUCGCCGGUCAUUCUGGAAGAAGCCAGCAGGGUGGCGCUCUGCUCUGUCUGUGGCUUUGCCUUCUGUGUUACCUGCAAGAAGACUUACCAUGGAAGAGAUGACUGCAGGGUGAGGGCGAAGCCUCAAACAGAGGACCCACAGCAAGGCGGCGCAGACCUCCCCCAGUCAGUUGUGGGUAUGACGGCUCUCUGGGAUGACUAUGCCAGUGGUAGCAAACGAAGGCAGCGCCAGCUGGAGAGCAAAUACGGUCGGAAAAUUCUGCGUGGGACUCUAGAGGACUUCCUCUCCGAGGACUGGAUCGCUUUCAACAGCAAAAACUGUCCGUACUGCUUCUGCACAAUACAGAAAGACAAAGGGUGCAAUGUGAUGACGUGCACAAGGUGCCAGCGAUUGUUCUGCUGGGCCUGCUUGGGCAAGCUUUCCUAUCAAAAUAUUGGCAAACACUUUGAGCAGGGCGCAUGUACGCUGUACCAGUACAACGUCUGACCCACAGUCUCAGAAAGGACACAAGUAGGUCAUAACCAGUGUUGGGUUAGGUACUGAAAACCAGUAACUACCGUAUUUUCCGCACCAUAAGGCGCCCUGGGUUAUAAGCCGCGCCUUCAAUGAACGGCAUAUUUCAAAACUUUGUCCACCUAUAAGCCGCCCCGUGUUAUAAGCCGCAUCUAACUGCGCUAAAGGGAAUGUCAAAAAAACAGUCAGAUAGGUCAGUCAAACUUUGAUAAUAUAUUAAAAACCAGCGUGAUGUGGGCGCGCAUGGAGUCGUAUAUCAACAUGGACGGAGCUGCGUGAAAAAAGCCACCCGGCCUCUUCGCGUAAACUUACCUUAACCACUCGCUCAUCUUUUCUUCAUCCAUCCAUCCCUUCGAGUUAGCUUUUAUGAUGACGCCGGCUGGAAAGGUCUCUUUUGGCAAGGUCUUCCUUUUGAAUAUCACCAUGGGUGGAAGUUUCUGGCCAUUAGCAUGGC
This is a messenger RNA of Nerophis lumbriciformis (worm pipefish), 2492 nucleotides long. Lineage: Eukaryota; Metazoa; Chordata; Actinopteri; Syngnathiformes; Syngnathidae. The record is from RefSeq and is a predicted model, not a curated record.